Molecule: messenger RNA, 4106 nt
Organism: Tetranychus urticae (two-spotted spider mite)
Lineage: Eukaryota; Metazoa; Arthropoda; Arachnida; Trombidiformes; Tetranychidae
Product: endoplasmic reticulum transmembrane helix translocase
Biological process (GO): transmembrane transport; intracellular calcium ion homeostasis
Cellular component (GO): endoplasmic reticulum membrane
Molecular function (GO): P-type ion transporter activity; ATP binding; ATP hydrolysis activity
Source: RefSeq, a predicted model, not a curated record
UCUUACGGUAAGACUUACCCAGCUGGAUGAGUUCUGAUGAGGAACACAUUUAGAGGAGCAAACCUUAAUUUAAUUUAAAUUACAUGAAAAGGGUAGAAUCAAUUUUAUUUAGUGACAUCAAUAAUUUUGCUAAUUAUUAAAUUUGCUGUUGGUGUUUUCCAGCAUUUUGCUGAUUAUAGAUACCCAUGGCCAAACUGCGGGACAGUGUUGAUGAAUUGGUAUCUGAUGUAACCUGUUACAAGCCACUUCCUCUACUUCUUCAUUCUUACCUGGGACCUUUUUUGUGUAUAUAUUUUGCUCUAAUCAAUCUUUGGCUAUUUAAGUAUUCUGCUGAGGAAUCUCAAGAAAUCUGGUUUAUCUCGGUGGCUGGUGCAGUUAUUUUUCAAAUUCUUACUUAUCUUUUUUGUCACUGGUCAGUCGAUGUAAACUGUUUUCUCGCGUACAGUAAGGUUUCUCAUCCAUCCAUAGGACUUUUUGCAAAAGUUGUUCCCACUCCUAACAACGGAUCAACAGAAUUGGUGCGAUUAUGCCGGUCAAAAAUUUCAGACGAUGGUCAAGAAGUUUUAUGGUUUAGAUUUCAAAAGACAAAAUACAUUUUCAACGAAAGACUUGAAAAAUUUGAAGUUCUCAAAUUUCCUGUAAAUUUGAAUUUGUCGUUCUAUCUGGAUUGGAAAGGUCAUCAAGAAGAAAAUGAUCUUGCUCUUGCUGAGAAACAUUAUGGUAAAAAUGAUCUGGAAAUGGUUGUCCCAGAAUUUAUGGAACUUUUCAAAGAGAGAGCAACAGCCCCGUUCUUUGUUUUCCAAGUUUUCUGUGUUGCUCUUUGGUGUCUUGAUGAAUUUUGGUACUACUCCUUGUUCACUCUUUUUAUGCUCAUCGCGUUUGAAUGUGUUCUUGUCCAACAACAACUUCGAAAUCUUUCGGAAAUCCGUAAAAUGGGUAACAAACCUUACCCAAUUCAGGUUUACCGUAAUAGAAGGUGGAGAGCGAUCCCAAGUGAUGAAUUAGUUCCCGGUGAUAUUGUGUCAGUUAAUCGAUCACAAAAUGAUAAUCUUGUACCCUGUGAUCUUUUGCUGCUUCGAGGUUCAUGUAUUGUCGAUGAAUCUAUGUUAACUGGUGAAUCUGUACCUCAAAUGAAGGAACCAAUCGAAAAUGUGAAUGAACUCAACCGUCCUCUUGAUGUAGACGCAGAUGGUCGACUUCAUAUUCUUUAUGGAGGUACAAAAGUGGUUCAAAAUACUCCACCUGUUAAAUCUACGACUGGAAUAAAAGCUUCUGAUGGUGGCUGUACUGCUUACGUAUUGAGAACAAGUUUCAACACUUCUCAAGGAAAACUACUUCGUACUAUUCUAUUCGGUGUAAAACGUAUCACGGCCAAUAAUUUGGAAACAUUCGCUUUUAUUUUGUUUUUGCUGGUUUUCGCUAUCGCUGCUUCGGGUUAUGUUUGGGUUAAAGGAACUGAAGAUCCUAAACGCAAUCGUUACAAGCUUUUCCUUGAAUGUACUCUCAUCUUAACGUCUGUUGUUCCACCAGAGCUUCCAAUAGAGUUGUCACUUGCAGUUAAUACAUCACUUUUAUCUCUUUCCAAAUUAUUUAUUUAUUGCACUGAACCUUUUCGCAUUCCAUUUGCUGGUAAAGUUGAAAUUUGCUGCUUUGAUAAAACUGGAACUUUGACAAGUGAUGAUCUCGUAGUUGAAGGUGUCACUGGCAUUAAAGGACAAGAGAAACCAUCUUCCAAUAUUAUACCUGUUAUCGAUGCACCGAUUGAGACAAUUCAAGUGCUGGCCACUUGUCAUUCUUUGGUUCAAUUAGAUGAUGGUUUAGUUGGGGAUCCCCUUGAAAAAUCCAUUUUAUCUGCAAUCGAAUGGAACUUGACCAAAGGAGAAGCAGUUAUACCCAAAAAGGGCAAACAUCCUGCUAUCAAAAUUUUCCACCGAUUUCAUUUUUCAUCUAGUCUUAAAAGAAUGUCUGUAAUAGCCGGUUACACUCCACCUGGAUCUUCUGGGACCAAUUAUUUAGCAUUAACGAAAGGAGCGCCUGAAGUUCUCCGUAAUAUGUUCACCAAAAUCCCCGAAAACUACGAUGAAAUAUACAUUUCUAUGUCUAAAAAAGGUGCUCGUAUCUUAUCACUUGGUCGUCGUGAAAUUGGAAAUCUAUCUCAUCAAGAAUUACGUGACUUGUCUCGAGAAGAUAUUGAAAAGAAUUUAGAAUUUGUUGGAUUCAUUGUGAUUUCUUGUCCUCUCAAAAAAGAUUCAAAAGCUGUGAUAAAAGAAAUUAUAGAUUCAAGUCACUAUGUCAUGAUGAUUACUGGAGAUGGACCUUUAACUGCCUGUCACGUAGCUAGAGAACUUUUGUUCUGUAGGAACGAAGACACUUUAAUCUUGACAUCUUCCGAAAACGGAGCUGCAUGGCAUUGGAAAGCUAUCCAUACUGAAUCAGAGUACGAAUGUAUUCCAGAUUUGAGACAAGAUUUUUACCUUGACUACGAUUUAUGCCUUACUGGCGAUGGAAUGAACUAUCUUCUUGAAAAUCAUGCUAAAUUUCUUUACAAAAUUCUCCCUCGUAUUGUUGUAUGGGCCCGUGUUACUCCUAAACAAAAGGAAUUUGUGAUAACUUCCCUUAAAAGUUUAGGAUACACAACCUUAAUGUGUGGUGAUGGAACUAAUGAUGUUGGUGCUUUGAAACAUGCUGAUGUUGGAGUUGCAUUAUUAACUCACGCUCCAUUGACACCAAAUGACUUCAAGCCUCGUAAACCAAUUGAUCCAGCUGCCUUAGGAUCAAGUUUGAUGAAUGCAAAUGAUCCAAACUUGCGGAACCGCGCCAACCGUCGCAUAGGACCCAACGAUAGAUCAACUGCAGUUGGAAAUAGUCCUCGACAACAACCCUUAACUCGUGCUGAAAAAUAUGCUGAAAUGCAGCGAAAUUUGCAGAAAAUGUUACAAGAAAUGGAUGAGCAAGAUAAAGCUCAGAUUGUAAAAUUAGGUGAUGCUAGUAUUGCCGCACCUUUCACUUCCAAAUUGUCUUCGAUUCAAUGUGUUUGCCAUAUAGUCAAACAAGGACGAUGUACUCUUGUAACAACACUACAAAUGUUCAAAAUAUUGGCUUUGAAUGCGCUCAUUUUGGCUUACAGUCACAGCGUACUUUACCUAGACGGCAUCAAAUUCAGUGAUGGUCAAGCUACGUUGCAAGGUUUUCUUUUGGCUGGUUGCUUCCUUUUUAUAUCUCGCUCUAAGCCAUUGACAGUGCUUUCUAAGACGAGACCUCUAGCUAAUAUUUUCAAUAUUUACACCAUAUCAACUGUAAUGUUGCAAUUUGCUAUUCACUUUUGUACUCUCAUCUACUUGGUUAGAGAGGCUAAAGCUAGAUCACCUCCGAGAAAUGAUGAAUUCACCAAUCUUGAUGCUGAAUUCCAACCAUCAUUGCUUAACAGCACAGUGUAUAUAAUUUCUGUUGCUUUACAAGUAUCAACAUUUGCGGUUAAUUAUAAGGGCCAUCCUUUUAUGGAAAGUUUGAAAGAAAACAAACCGCUUAUGUACAGCAUAUUUGGCUCUAUAACAGCUGUAAUUGCUCUUGUUACAGGUUAUUUUCCUGACCUGGCUCAACAAUUUGCCAUCGUUGAGUUCCCUCUUGAGUUUCAAUGGGUCGUUCUCUCGAUAUUAGGUGCUGAUCUAGCAUUGGCUUUUGCAAUUGAUAGGAUUUGUGAAUUUUUAUUUGGAAAAGGAAGAUUGAGAAAAAUGUAAAUCUCCAAACUAGAGAAGAUUUUAUUUAUUAUUGAUAUACAAUUCAUACUAUAUUUGUACUGGUGGUCAAAAUUGCUGAUGCUUGGCUCACAGCUGUGGGAUUCAAAACGUCUCAAGAAAUUUAUGCCCUUUUGGUCUAUCUUGAGGCAAUCUAAGGUUAAUGUAAAAUAUAUUUAGUGACUAUACAAAGGAAUGCGAUUUCCCGAUCAAAUAUCUAUCGAGAGCAAACAAAAUCUGUCUUAUAAUCCCUGUGAUCUGAUGUUUAUCCAAGUCAUCCUCAUCUCGAUGAACAUAAUAUUCUGACAGUUUUGUUUUUUUAACAAACAAUGAAAAAGAAAAAAAUUAAAUUUUAUUAAAUUAAAUCAAUUU